AUGAUUUUCGAACACGGUAGCAUUGUCUUGGCAAAACUUAAGGGAUUCCCAUGGUGGCCAGCAAAAAUUGAAAAGGAGAAUAAACUCCCUGAGCAUAUCUUAAAGAAAAAACCAAAACAUCAAAAUACCAUUCCUGUUAAAUUCUUUGGAACUAAUGAUUAUGGAUUUGUUAAUAAGAAAGAUAUCAAACAAUUUGAUAUGAAUAAAGCAAAGGAUAUGAUUAAGAAAAAAACCAAUAAAAAACUAGUUGAAUCCGAUGAAGUAAAUAUUAACAAUAUUAAUGAUAACGAUGAAGGCGGCGAUGAAAAUGUUGAAAAACCAAGAACUGGUUAUGGUGUUAUAUCAAUCAAGAAGGAAUCUGAUGUUAAUGCUGAUAAUAGUAGUUCUGACAAAAAACCGAUAAUUCUGACUGAUAAUCAUAAACAAGAGGUUGAUGGUGAUAAAGAAAUGGUUAAUAUUGAUCAACAAGAUGAUAAACAAGAAGUUAAUGGUGAUCAAAAUGUUAGUAAUGAAGUAAAAAUUAACAACAGUAGCAACAACAAUGUUAAUGUUAAUGAUGAAAAUGACAAAAAACCAGGAACUCGUCGUACUCUUAGAACAACCAACAAGAGGUCUAGUAAAAAUGAUGUAACUAUCGCUGCUAUUAAUGAUAAUAAGGAAAGGGAAGAAGAGGGAAAGCAAGAUGACAUUGACAAAAAACCAGCAGCUCGCGUUUCCAGAAUUAACAAAAGGUCUUAUGACAAUCAUGAAGAUUCUUCUAAAACUACAAGAGAAAAAAAGAAACGAAAGGAUAAUGCUGGUGGUGUUGUUGUUCUUUUCACAAAUAAUGACACUAGCUCUACAAAAAAUGCUGCCGAUAAUACUGAUGGUAUUACAGAUGCCUUUGACCCCACUACUAAUACAAUUAAUGAAAAAAAAGAAAUUACCACUAGCAAUGGCGAAAGUUCAAUUGAAAUAAACAAUGAAGAUAUGGAAGCUAUUGAAAUCAAUAAAGGCAACCUUGAUG
Molecule: messenger RNA, 1006 nt
Organism: Entrophospora candida
Lineage: Eukaryota; Fungi; Glomeromycota; Glomeromycetes; Entrophosporales; Entrophosporaceae
Source: the annotation of a GenBank genome assembly